This is a messenger RNA of Brassica rapa (field mustard), 2136 nucleotides long. RefSeq lists its product as uncharacterized. The record is from RefSeq and is a predicted model, not a curated record. Lineage: Eukaryota; Viridiplantae; Streptophyta; Magnoliopsida; Brassicales; Brassicaceae.
UUUGGUGAUGAACAAUUACAAAAGUACGUGUUAACAUAUGGCUAUAGACCACUAUGACAUAGCUAACAUCUUGAUAUGUAUAUGUAUCACUAGUAUUUGAGUUUCAUGCACUUCCCUUUAAAAUAACUAACUUAGACCAUCCGCAACGGUAGAAAUGGGGUUAUCUUAGCGCGAAUUCUUAGGCAAAACCUAAUAUAAUAAUCGUUAUAUUUUAACUUUAGGUAAGAAAGAGUCCUUAGGGAAGGAGGUUUAAGGAUUAAUCCUUAAGUGCGUGGCAUCACGUGAUAGGCUAGCGGAAGGGGUGUGUUUCGCGUGGGGGAAAAAAGAAUCAUUUGGUUUCUCGAUAACGAAAAAAAAAAAACGCUCUCGCGAUAUCAAAGGCGAUUCGGCGACUGGAGAAGGGUGAAGGUGUUGAAAUGGAGGAAGAAUUAAGAGAUAUGAAAGCCCGCAAAGAUUACUACAACAUGCUUCAUGCCGUUUCAGAUGCGCAACAAGGUAUUCCUCAAUUCUGCCCCUGUGGAUCACUGACGAAGGAAGUCGUUGAUGAAGACGACACAUAUGACUACCUCCCUGGGAAGAGAUACUUCAUCUGCCGUGAGUUCGAGAAUGACGGGAUGCAUUUCAGGCAACCAUGGGUUACGGGUAUGCAACAAGAGGUUGAGAGGUUCAAAAAAAUAUUCAACGAGCAGGAAAAGUUGAAGAGAGAAUGCGAGGCGCUUAAGGUGAGUGGAAAUAUAAAUUGUAACAUGUUUGUGCCUGUUUGUAACGCAACCUGUGUAACAAAAAGAUUGGUUUGUCUGAUAUAUGUUCAGGAGCAGGUGAAGAUGAUGCAUUUGCGUCUGAAUGAACUUGAGAGCAGCCAUUCGAAGGUGAAGAACAAGCCCAUGUGAGCGAAGUCACGGGUUGUCUGGAAAGCUGCUGUGUGUUUUGUUUGUUUCUGCGACUCUUAUCAUGUGAACCAAGUCACGGGUUGUUUGUAACCCUUGGCUUUAUAACUAUGUUGUCUCGGCUUUGUUAUAACUCUACUACUCUUCUUCUCAAAAAACUUGUAUCUCUCUGCUUUCAGUUUGUUGUCUUUGCACUUGAUCAUCUACUUUUGUAAGCUCUCUGUUUCUUGAAGUAGAUGUUGUUUAUCGCAUCACUUGUUUUUUAUCGCAUCACUUGGUCGCAUCACUUGGUUUUUUAUCGCAUCACUUGUUUUUUUAUAGCAUCACUUGGUCGUUUUCUUAUAGCAUCACGUUAAUGAACUUGAUCAUCACUUUAAUGAACUUGAUCAUCACGUUAAAGAACUCCAAUUUAUAUUCUAACUCCAAUUUAUAUUCUAACUCCAUUUAUCUAAGCUCCAAUUUAUGUUCAUCUAAGAACUAGAUAAUCACUUGGUCGGUUUUUCCAUCAGUUGUUUUGGAUUGUUUCAUCACUUGUGUCAAUUUUUCUAGUUUGUGUCAAUUUUUUCUAAUAAGGCAGAUACAAAAAAAUGAAUUUAAUAAUUUAAUUAAUUAUGGAUUGUUUCAUCACUUGAUUUUUUUUAAAGGGAUUACCAAAUAUGGAAGAUGAAGUCGAUCGCAGAUUGAAUGCGGCUUUGGAUGAAGCUGUCGAUGAAUAUUUUGAAGAUACAUACAACAACAUUGCGAACAACCAAACUAAGAAACAGAGCAAACGUGCAUAUGUCGAACGCAAUCGCGAAGAGGGCCAUACCCAACUAUGGAACGACUACUUUAGUGAAAAUCCGACAUUUCCCCCAAAUUUUUUCAGACGGCGUUUCCGCAUGAACAAGGCAGUUUUCAUGCGUAUCGUCGAUCGCCUCUCGGAAAAUUUUCAAUUCUUUCAACAAAGAAGAGAUGCUACAGGAAGGUUAGGUCUAUCUCCACUAGUCCUGGGCAUUCGGAUCCUCGGUUCGGGUCGGGUCGGGUUAUUCGGUUUUCGGAUUUUUCGGGUUAUGUCAAAUGUAACCCGAUUAAGAACCGGUUAAAUUACGGAUCGGAUCGGUUCGGUUUAUAUCGGAUCCGGUUCGGAUUUCUAUUUUUUUUUGGAAUCCGAAUGAGAACCGAAUUAACACCGGUUCGGAUUUUAACCCGAAAAAAUCGUUUCGGUUCGGAUUUUAACCCGAAAAACCCGAAAAUACAACAUAAAAAAAAA